GUCUGGAAGUGUCGGGAUAUUUCCAACAUGGACAUGCAGGUUGUCACGGCUAAAAUACUGUCUGAGUGGAAGAGCCAUGAGAGCAGUUUUGGAGAAGACCUGGACUCGCUUCAGUCCACCUCACCGGAGUCCUCUUCCCUUGACUCCAUGUGCUCCUCGCCGGAGAUGUGCUACUCCAGCGGGCAUCAUGAGAUGAAGGACUUGUCUUUUGGCUUCACAGGACGCAGGGAGACUCCAACAUCAGCGCAGAGGCUGAGCAAGCCCAAGAUGUCCACGAAAAGACGCAUGAAGGCCAGCGAGAGGGAGAAGAUGCGGAUGAGGAGCCUUGCAGAGGCUCUGCACCAGCUCCGUGACUACCUGCCGCCGGACUACAGCAAGAGGAGCCAGCCCCUGACCAAGAUACAAACCCUCAAAUACACUAUUGAAUACAUCAACAAACUUUCAGACAUUCUGAACCGUGCGUAACGGACACCGAUUGACCUUGUGAGGGUUCCUCACAUCUGGACAUACAUUCAGUGGAGCUGGUUCUAAAUAUUUGAUAAGGAACAUCUUUUAACAUAACUUAAUCAUCUCAUUUAAUAUUUCUCCUGUUUGCCCUACUCUUGGUGUAUAUAUUGAUUAGCGGGCACUUGGCAAUUACUUUGUAUAUGAG
This is a messenger RNA of Epinephelus fuscoguttatus (brown-marbled grouper), 652 nucleotides long. RefSeq names its product mesogenin 1 (gene msgn1). Bases 28 to 465 code for a protein of 145 amino acids. Gene Ontology annotation, molecular function: RNA polymerase II cis-regulatory region sequence-specific DNA binding; protein dimerization activity; DNA-binding transcription factor activity, RNA polymerase II-specific. Gene Ontology annotation, biological process: regulation of transcription by RNA polymerase II; mesoderm formation. The transcript has a single exon. Gene Ontology annotation, cellular component: nucleus. The record is from RefSeq and is a predicted model, not a curated record. Lineage: Eukaryota; Metazoa; Chordata; Actinopteri; Perciformes; Serranidae.